AUGGACCCAUCUCUAGAAAUUAGAAAACUUAUGCCCAGUCACGUAAGAGAAUUAUCCAUGAUUUUGGAAACGCACGAUCUGUGGAAGCGGCUUAUGAAAAUCAUACCAAAGACAUUGGAUAAAGGGAAUUUCGAAUGCGAAACAACCGGCACUUACAAAUACAAUUCCGAACACUUCAGGUUGAUUGAAAGCGAAUCGGAGAAGUCCCGUAAAACUUGUACGGAGAUCCUGUUUGACGAAUGGGGUACGUCGGGCCGAAUUCGCCCCACUUUAGGACACUUGCUCUAUUUAUUAACAGCGGCCCGUUUAUUCCGGGCAGCGGAUUAUGUAGCCGAAACCCUGCUCCGCCAGCAGAAACCCAUGCGCCCCGAAACCGGACCGGAAGCCGAAAUUCCCGUUUCACUGAGCGAAGUGAUGAAACGCGGUCGCGCCCAAAGCGACGAAGAAAUCCAGGAAAUCGAAAAAAAACUCAAUGAUAUCGGUUACGUCUCCAACGCAGUGGAUUUGAUCCGUACUCAUUCGGGAAAAACUGUUAAAAAAGUUAAUAAGAUACCGCAUAUUGUUAUCACGCCGGACAACGAGAACGAUGCUCCAAGGUUUGAUGUUCCGGUAGUCGUUGAACAAAAACCUAACGAAGAAGUUUCUGAUAUGAUGAAGUUUUCUAAGAGCUGCAUAGAAAAUAGUGCUGUCGAUUCGAACGUACCGAAUAUUUCUUUGAUAAUUGGAACAAGUGGAGCUCAUUCGAAGGUCGAAGAGAGCUCUGAAAUCGUUAGCGAAAGUACAGAAAUGUCUGAAAGUUCUUACGAAAGCAGUGAGACAAACGCAACUUCCUCUGGAAGCGAUUGUAACCCGGCAUUCAGUCUUAUAAUGAGUAAGAAAACAACCUCAACAGUAUCCGAACAAAAUUUCCUUCCAAAAUUCGACGUUCUCCAGCAAGACACCGAAAAGAUAGAUCAAAAUCAGUUAGUCUCCGAACCGAAUAUACCCGACUUUGACGUCCUCAAAGCAGCAUCGUAUCAAGAACAAACUACCAAUACAAGCUCGAACGAAACGCAUCCAAAAGACUCCACGCAUUUAUGCGCGGAAAACUCCUUCGAAUCGAGCUCGGGCCGCAGCGACAACUUGCCGGAUUUCAGCGCUCUUCGCAUCGACGAUUCCUCCAGAAUUAGCCCGGAAACGUCUUGGUCGAAGACCCGGUCGUGUUCCUCGCCUUUGCCGAACCUUUCUUUGGACACUAUGUUGCCGCAUUACAACUACUUGGACAUCGAAAAGGCCUCGAAUAACUUUAACACGGAGCGAUAUGCGGGGAACGAUUUCGAAGGCAGGCUGUUGGGCAAAGGGGAAUUCGGGACGGUUUUCCUAGCUUUUGAUUUGAUGAAAAUUCCGGUGGCUGUGAAAAAAUUGGAAAUCGGGGACGUGGAAAUUGUAAAUGUCGACGAUGAAGUUACCAAACAAUUCAGAAACGAAGUGGAAUUAUUGAGUAAAUAUAGACACGAGAAUUUGUUAUCGAUAUUGGGGUAUUCCUGCGAUGGUUGUACGUAUUGUUUGCUGUACGAAUACGCUCCUGGUGGAGCAUUGAAGGAUAAAUUGCAGGAUAAAACUAGUCCUUUAACGUGGAAGGAAAGAUUCCUCAUCGCCUUGGGUACAUCAAAGGCCAUCUCCUAUUUACAUACGGCGUUUUCUUCACCACUGAUUCACAGAGAUAUCAAAUCCGCCAAUAUUCUACUCGACUCCCAGAACCAACCAAAGUUGGGCGAUUUCGGUUUGAUCAAAUUAAUACCGAAUCAAAACAUCAACACAUCUACCACUGUAUUCGGAACCUCCGCUUACAUGCCACGAGAGGCUUUCGCUGGAGAUAUAUCUGUUAAAUUAGACACUUUCAGUUUCGGCGUUGUUUUGCUCGAGUUGCUGACUUCGUUACCUCCUUUAGAUUGUAACAGAGAGGGCGCUGAUUUGGUGACCCAUUUAGGCGAGACGAUUGAAAACGAUGAUGUAACGGAGGUGGUGGAUUUCGGGGCCGGUUCUUGGACGGAAAACGACAAGAACUACUCAGAAAUGUUGUACAAAUUGUCCCAAAAGUGCUUGGAAGAGAAGAAAAAGCGACCGACCAUGCCCGAAGUCACCUCAGAACUAGUCGACAUGAUCAAGAAUUUCCAUUCGACAUGA
Molecule: messenger RNA, 2166 nt
Organism: Phyllotreta striolata
Lineage: Eukaryota; Metazoa; Arthropoda; Insecta; Coleoptera; Chrysomelidae
Source: the annotation of a GenBank genome assembly